AGCGAGCGAAAGCUCGUGCACACGUCUUCUAAAGCUCGGCGCCAUCCGAUUGGCACACGGUUCCGCGCCUUCGCCAAAAAUGUGGCAUCGUAUCAACUGUUGAUUUUUUCACAAAAUCUACCAGUAUGUGAAAGAAAACUACCAAGAUUCAAUUCGUUUCCAAUCCGAUUUUGAACGAUAUUUCACGGAGAUACAACAAACAGGAUGAAACUGGGCAAUAUGUGGUCUGCAGAUCGGCAGACGUUGAAACGAGAUGGUCUCGUCCUUUUUAGUAAACUUAUCAGAACCAAAAAUGUCGAAAACUUCCAAGAACAAACAAAACCGCACAUGGCAGACGAUAGAAAACAAAAAUUAUCGAAAUGUUUGACGACGCUGGACUUGACAUCUUUGGGUGUUGGGAGUUGUGUUGGUACCGGAAUGUAUUUAGUGGCGGGAAUGGUUGCUCGAAGAGUUGCCGGACCCGGUGUUGUGAUUAGCUUUAUUAUUGCUGCUAUAGCUAGUAUAUUUUCAGGUGCUUGUUACGCAGAAUUCGGUGUUAGAGUACCACACACAACCGGAUCUGCAUAUAUGUAUUCCUAUGUAACCGUUGGUGAAUUUGUAGCCUUUGUAAUAGGUUGGAACAUGAUUUUGGAAUAUCUAAUAGGAACGAGUGCGUGUGCGUGUGCUCUUAGCGCGUGUUUUGAUGCGUUAGCAAAUGGUGCUAUAACAACAGCGGUAGCUGGAAGUGUAGGAAGAAUUUUUGGAGAAAAUCCACCUGAUUUUCUAGCAUUUGUUAUUACAUUAUUAAUGAUGCUACUUUUGGUAGCUGGAGUAAAAAAGUCUUUAAUUUUCAACAAUAUUUUAAACGCUGUAAACUUGGCCGUUUGGGUUUUUGUUAUGACGGCUGGUUUAUUUUACGUAGACAGUGAUAAUUGGUCGAAGCACAAAGGAUUUCUUCCUUACGGAUGGUCGGGGGUAUUUACUGGUGCCGCAACUUGUUUUUACGCCUUUAUUGGUUUCGAUAUCAUAGCCACAACUGGAGAAGAAGCAAAUAAUCCAAAAAAAUCUAUACCACUCGCUAUAGUAUCCAGUUUAGUCAUUAUUUUAACCGCAUAUGUAACUAGUUCAAUGAUACUAACAUUAAUCGUUCCUUAUAAUAAAGUAGACGAAGAUUCAGCACUUGUGGAAAUGUUUGGACAAGUUGGUGCUUACAAAUGUAAAUACAUAGUUGCCGUUGGUGCUUUAGCUGGUUUAACAGUUAGUAUGUUCGGUUCUAUGUUUCCUAUGCCACGUAUUGUUUAUGCAAUGGCAUCAGACGGGCUUAUUUUCAAAAUAUUUUCUCAAGUUUGGCCAAGUACGGGAACACCAGCUUUAGCGACAUUUGUUAGCGGUUUAUCAGCAGCGUUAGCAGCUCUUGUAAUAAAAUUAGACAUCUUGGUUGAAAUGAUGUCCAUAGGAACUCUUUUAGCGUACACCUUAGUGUCUACUUGCGUUUUAAUAUUACGAUAUCAACCCCACUCGACAAAUCUAGUCGAGUUAUUACCUCAAAGUUUACGAACACCAUUACGAGGAUCGCCGACACGAGAAGGUUUAGAAAGAGGCACAAAUUUAUACGGAAACCAACUUCCACAUCCGGAUGCUUUAAAAAAUGCUUUGGAUGCAACUUUAGGACCGUCUGGUGUACCAUCGCCGUCUCCGAUUCCUUCUCAACCAACACAAAGGGUCAUGGUGAGAAGAAUUACGAGAAGAAGGAGCUGUGUCCCUCGAGACACCUCGAAUACACAACUAAACACGAACACUAGUUCCCCAGAUAGCGAUGAAACAUUUCCUGGAGAUGAACAAGAGGAAGAUUUUUCUAUGCGCGAUGAUCAAUUUUUAGUUUCUGAUAGAAUGGAAAAUAAAUUUUAUGGUACUGUUCAUGGUGGAGGUGCUAGUGCUGCUAGUACUGGUGGUGUUGUUGGUGCCACAGUUGGGCCAAGUCUUGGAUACAUUGGACGUAGAUUACAAGCUGCAACUUAUUUAUGUCCAGCGAUUUUUCCGUGGGUCGAUACAGGUCCGGCAACUGAAGAAUCCGGAAUGUUCGUUAUGAAAAUGGUUGGAAUUCUUUACUUGCUAAUUUUUAUAUUCGAUUUGAUCAUCGUUUGUGGGAUGCAUAACAUGACCGGAGCGACAACUUUCUUCAUGUUCCUCUUUUUAAUACUAAUCAUAGCUGUUUUAAUGGCGAUUUCAAGAAAGCCUCAAAAUAGAAACACAUUAAUGUUUAUGACUCCGGGGUUACCGUUUGUACCAGCAAUAGCCAUAACCGUUAACAUCUACUUGAUUUUAAAACUUUCUGUUUUAACAUUAGUCCGAUUUACAAUUUGGAUGACUCUCGGGUUUAUAAUGUAUUUCUAUUACGGAAUCAAGAACAGUACAUUACAAGACGGCGAUUCAGAUCAAAAUAUCGAAUUAACAGUCACGGAUAUUGAGAAACCGAAAUAUACGGAACCCGAUCAAAACAUUUACAGUCAAAAUCAAAUGAAUUAUCAAUGGGAUCCGAACACGGCGUGGAGCCAAGAUGUGAACGAUAGUUGGACUUCAUCUCCGGCUGCCCCAAAUCAAUGGACAGGUCAAUAUUUUAGCGAAUCCCAAACAAACGUGAAACCGGUUGUUAAAAAUGCAACUCCAAUGCAUCCUAAACAAUCUGUAAGACCUCCACCUCCACCCCCGAAACCUCCCUCACGACUUCCACCUCCCGCUCCAAGUCCCGUAGGACGGACCGCGCCUCCCGAUCGUGGUAAAACUACCGCUUCCGGAUUAUUUGUUAACGAGACCGCAUUCCCCACGUGGGACGAUUAAUCGUAGGCGAAAACCAAAGAAAAUUAUACCCACGUGUUGUUAUCGUUCAAUACGAACGCACCAUAUCGAAUAUUUAAGAAUAAAAAAAAAUAACUUAAGAGAUUGUUAUCCAUAUAAUACUAUAAAUAUUAUUAAUACUGUAUAGUUAUUCUAUUCUGAAUUUUUUAAUUUUUUAUUAAUACAGUAAA
Molecule: messenger RNA, 3005 nt
Organism: Onthophagus taurus
Lineage: Eukaryota; Metazoa; Arthropoda; Insecta; Coleoptera; Scarabaeidae
Product: solute carrier family 7 member 14
Biological process (GO): amino acid transport; transmembrane transport
Cellular component (GO): plasma membrane
Molecular function (GO): amino acid transmembrane transporter activity
Source: RefSeq, a predicted model, not a curated record